Molecule: messenger RNA, 4657 nt
Organism: Rhipicephalus sanguineus (brown dog tick)
Lineage: Eukaryota; Metazoa; Arthropoda; Arachnida; Ixodida; Ixodidae
Gene: dlt
Product: codanin-1
Exons: 1
Coding region: 117-3578 (1153 amino acids)
Biological process (GO): chromatin organization
Cellular component (GO): nucleus
Source: RefSeq, a predicted model, not a curated record
UGGACCUUAAAGUAUGUCCUUUUUUAGUGCAUUGUGUAGCGUAGCAUUGCGAAGUGCGGUGAGACUGUAUUGACAGCUGUUGUAACUGUGUUCAAGUCUGCGGACAUGGGCUUGUGAUGGCGCAGGUUUUAAAUCUUUUGUUUUCGAAAGCGCUAUCGUCGGAAGAACUACUGGAGUGGCUGACUGACCCGAAGUACAAGGCAACUGUUGUCGAACUUCAGUCGCUUGAAUCAGAGAGGAAGAACUUUAUACAAGUCUUUAUCGAUUUCAUUCGUGACCAGUGCCCGUUUAUCCAACAGACGCCAUCGCCCACCAAGGUACGGCGGCCGAUUUCACCGUCCGCCAGAGUCUCAAGCUGUGACAGCGUUCUCGCCCUCAAGCAUGACAGCGCAGUCUGCGUGCGAUCACGACCACCGGCUGUUGGCCGUCGCCAGACUACGGUCAGGGUAGCCGGCGAAUGCAACAAACCGUUGACGCUCCCAACAACAGCCGCCCAACCCGACUCAUCCAGUGUUUCUCGUGCUGAAAUUUCGAGCUCCGAGUUGUCUACGCCGUGCAUUAUUGACAGACGCCCAGUUUCUAAGGGCGAACAAACACAGCCGGCAGUUUCUGUGUUCCAUAAUGCGCCCGAUAUUGGCGACCGCACCAUAUUUCCAGCGGUCAACGCGGUUGUCGAAAACCAAAGGCCGAUCAGGAGAAUAACGCCAACGCCUGUCAAAUCGCAUUGGAGGAAGCUAACGCUGAGCGACUUCUUGCCUCCGGAGGUUUCUCACGAGUGUCAGCGAAAGGACAGUCAUCGGUCUCCGAGACAACCUCACAAAGAGUUCCCAAAAUCACAGUUAAAAAAGACGGAUGCGUUGCAGUUGCGCCUGAGCUCUGCAUCGCAAACGUGCAGCUCUGCGCAGCGUCGUAGUGGAAAGCUUCGGUCCCAACCGGAAUGUGGCCAUACCAGCACUGCCGUGCCGGCUGUAGAAGAACUGCAAGUGGAGAACUACGUUGUACCAGCUACAAAUUGCAUUACUGAACGGGAAAAGCUUGAUGCUCUGGCUACUGUGUAUGCUGCACUCUUAAACAAGGGCCUUGUAGUGAACCUGACCAUUGAGCUUUUCUUCCUGCUGCAGUUGUUGACAGUGAAGCAAAAAGUGAACUUUGAUGAAAAAUCUUCUACAAAACUUCUGCAUUCAGUGCACAACUGCACUUACUUUGCAGCUGCUGUGUUAGAAAACAUUCUGCAGUGGCUUUGUUUCUUGGACAAGCCAACAUUAAAGCUGCUUUCAAAUGUAGAGCAGCUAUCUACAUUUGCACCACAGUUGUACGCAAGCCUUGUGGAGCUUGUAGAAGGUGUGGAGCCAGUCUCAAGAGGCUGGUCUUCCUCAAUCCAAGGUGUUGCUUUUGACAGUUCUACUGACAGCCAGAAUCAUUUUGCUUCGGACAGCAACUUUCGGACAUUCAGGAAGCAAAGAGACCUCUUCUACGGCCUUUUUCGUGAUUGGCAGCGACAUCAGUUUGGUCCUGGCAAAAGCUUUGGUACCCAGUUUACUCACAGGGUAGCAGAGAUUCUUGAUAUGUGCAAUAAUCCAUGCAACUUGUCACACUUGGCUCGCCUUGUCCUUGGACAACUCAUGACUAGCUGCUGUGGAGGUCUAGAAUUUGACGACCAAGGAAACCUUGAUGAGAAGUUUCUUUAUGAUUUGAAAAGCACCUCCCCAGGAAAGAUGCAGAAGUUGGAAGAAAGGUUUUUACUGCCUUUCAAAGUUGGAGGCCCCUGUCCAAACCCAUCAUUUACAGGCUCCCAAGUUUUCUUCUAUGAAUUUAUUAGGGCUGCCACAAAUUCAAUUUUUCUACAGCACUUCAAAGAUCAAUGUGUAGCGAAAAUUGUGGAGUUUGAAAAAGAUAAUCCUUUUCAGAAUGCUGAGCAAAUUCCAAAUGAUGAUGUUAGGAGAGCCCUCAUUGCAGCAGUGUACAAGUUCAAGCUACUAGGUCUCUUUCUUGGAGUUGUAGAGUUUCUUCCUUAUAGUACCAUUGAAAGCUUACCAAAACAAUAUCAAGAUGGACAGCAGGCUAUUAGAAAUCAUAAGCCUUUGCCUCUGAACAUUACUGGUCUCAUCAAGGAAUCUGUACAGAGCAAGCAGCUUGCUGCAACAUUGACUUGGGUUGUCAACUUCCUUAGCAUGAUGGAUCCUAUUGCAAGGACACUCACUGCAUAUAAAGAUGUGCUAGAGUUGCUCUUUUCUAUUUACAGAUCAAGUGCAUUGCUACAGACUAGCAGUGCUGCAUUUUUCGCUAGAGUGUUGCUUGGCUGGUUAUUUGAGGUACAAUCUAUUCAGUAUGAUGUUUUCACUCAUGCCUCAAAUGGCACACUUACACAUGUGGAGUCACUGGGCAGCUUUGUUGAUGGCUCCAUUAUCUACAUGUGUUGCCCGUACCUCCGUGAGCUGCGCUGCAUUCUGCUAGAGCAUAUUGCUGGCAGAAAAGCUAAGUAUGGCGAAAUUCGCAAAAUCACUCCUAUUUCUACUAGAGAAGGGGAUUUAAAAGUACAACUUGCAAAUCAACUUGUAGAAAACUUUUUUCAUAUUCACCCUCUGUCUGUGAGAAAAACGGUUGAAUUUGUUGCUGACAGAGUUUCCUCCAAUGUUGCAAAAUGCUUGAAAAAGGAUGUGCAAGAUACUAUUGCACGGUCACGAGGCAUCAUUCUGAAACUGAAUCUUGCACCAUAUGAUGAGAAUGAGGAAACUGAAAGCAUUGCCAAGCUUUUUGAGCAGAUGAGUGAAAAAACUGAAAAGGCAGCACUUGAGAAAUGCAGAGAGCACAUCCAAAAGCUACUACCUGCACUUCUGCCUCCUGACAUGGAAGACCAGGCCGUGAAAAUGUGCUGCAUCCUGAGCACAAAGAGUGCAGUUUCUAAAGUAGAGCAGUGGAUAAAGGCAAAUGUCACAGAGAGAGCUCUGAGGCAGGGGGUGUCUGCUAUACCAUGCACAGCCAGUUUGGGACAGAGCUCCUGCACUGAGAAAAGCAGCAUGUCACACUACACUGUCACCUCAGCUUCCACUGUCUUGGAUUGUCUUCAGGACCACAUGCAACGACUGCAGUCUGGAGAAGGAUGCACCACUGAGAAAGCCAUCAAGCUGCUAGACUUGUGUGUGCAGUCUUUGCAUCUACGAAUGGAGUGGUCACCAACUGCUACUUCAACCUUGCAGCAAGCAUCUUUUGACUUUGUGCUAUGCCUUGCAGUUUGGUGUCCAGAUGUGUGCACAUGUGAGGUGUUUAAUACUGCUCUGCCAUUGUGGGAAAACAGCCCUGCAGUCAAGAAGGCAUGCAAGAAACUCUACUGUGCCAGAAACCUACAUCUAGCAUUGAUGAGUGUUGAUACCCAUAGCACAAUGUUCAAGUUUGGACAGCUAGCGCAGGUUUUGUUGCACUUUGGUUUAAUGACUACAGAAGACCUAGAAGGAAGCCUGAAUGAAGUGCUUGGCUUUGAACUGCCUGGUGUUGUUCUAGAAGCAGCUGUUUGUGUUAUCAGCAGUGUUUUGGAGCUUUGCAAAAAUAGUAACAACUGUGAAUCAGGAAGACCAGAUUAGCAUCACCAGCACUUCAAUUUCUUUCUCGUUCUCUUACUCUCUCAUUGCCUUUAAAAGUUUUUACAUUCGUUGCUUGUAAUUGUACAUAUGAUGGCUCUGAAGCAGUAUGUGUUGCAUGUUCAUGUAGAUAGAGAAAUCAUGAGUAUUGAAAGACUUGCAAACAUUUCUUUUUUACUAUCUGCCAUAACGAAAUUCCAAGUACAAAUAGCUACACAUGGUGACAACUUAUCUUGGCAGUGGAGCGGAGACUGGGCAUCCGCACAUUUGUGCUACUACGCAAGUAGCCCGGCAGCUUGCAGCCGAUUUCAGUUCCAGUGUUGGUUUUACUUGCUCACAGCAUUUGUCAACAAUUUAGGCUGAUGGCACUUUACCCCAGAAUAGACGUUGCAGAUAACUUGCUGGGUCUGUUUUGACAGCCACUUUCUGUCACAUUUCGAGCAUAUCUUUCUGGGGGAACGAAACGGCGAGUUUGCAGCCGCACAUGGUCCAGCCGGCAUCGGGGACGCCAUGUUUACCGCGAGGACAGGCGUGUGGAAAAUGUGGUGCUGUCCAAGAAAUGAAAAAAGAAGAAAAAAAUUAAAGUGUACAAUAACUUUUUUUUCUACUAACUGAUUCACAUAAUUGUUUUAUUUUUAUGAUGAAGAAAGCUUUAUUUAUUUGAGCUAGGUAACUGAAAAUUGGAAAAUAAAAAUAGGUACUAUUUCAUGGCACACACGCAGUCAAGCGUUUCGGUUCUGUAGCUUCCACAGUACUGCCAAGAGAAGUUGUCACCCAAUAUAACUGUACUCAUCAGUAGAGAUUAAAUUAAAGUUAUGACUCUAAAGCUUUCUGCAUUCUUGUACAGGCAUGAUUUCAUCUUUUUAAAUGGAAAUAAAAUUGGCUUAAAGGGGCCCUGGCAACACUUAUUCAAGUAAUCAUUGAAUGACCUUACUAUCGGAGCUUAUUGCCUCGCGAAUCAACUGCCCCAAUAAUUUUUAGAAUCCAUCAAGGACAAGCGGAGUUACAGGGAUUUGUUGGAAGCUUUAAGCGCUUUCUUACUCCUGUCAUCGUCCCAGCAAGCGCACUGAAAGCUAUGCGGG